This is a messenger RNA of Periconia digitata, 1100 nucleotides long. Lineage: Eukaryota; Fungi; Ascomycota; Dothideomycetes; Pleosporales; Periconiaceae. The record is from the annotation of a GenBank genome assembly.
UUGCUCUCAACAGUAUGAUCCCUCAGCAUCUUAUCAACAAGUCACUCUCGACCCACGAGGAGUUCGACGACAAAACCGAAGCCGCCGACGUAGCCAAAGCUUUUCCAAGAAAGGUUCUAGGAAAAACUAUUCUUGUUACGGGCGCCAAUAAGACUGGUCUUGGCUUCUCAGCUCUUCAAGCUUUUGCCUCUCAAGCUCCAGCAAACUUGAUCCUCGCCAGUCGUAGCCCAGGAAAGAUUAAGGAGUGCAUUGAUGCACUCGCAGCGGAAUAUCCAAAUGUCAAAUACCACGCGCUAAACCUCGACCUUUCCUCCCAGAAAGCAGUUCGCGCUGCUGCAUCCGAGCUCUUGUCCAGGGAUGAAAUCGAAGCCAUCGACAUCGUCGUCAACUGCGCCGCAAUUUUUGGAUUCGGGCCAGCGGGACGAGUGUUGACCGAAGACGGUAUCGAAUCCCACUUCGCUACUAAUCACAUCGGACACUGGCUCUUCACCAACUUGAUCAUGCCCAAGCUCAUCAAAGCAUCGGCUAAGAACCCCAAAGGGGCCACCCGCAUCAUCAACGUUAGCGCUGGGUCUCCCAUGAGCGCUGGAAUCCGCUGGAGCGAUAUGAACUUUGAGAAGAUGGUCAAGGAUUUGCCCGAAGACGAGAGACCAAGUGCUUUCCUACACAAAUUGUUCGGAAUCGACAUCAACGAUGAAACCGUCUUUACCUAUCUCGAGGGUUACAACCAGAGCAAAGUAGCGAAUGCUUUGUUCACUGUCGGUAUCAACACCAGGUUAUAUGAGAAGUACGGUAUCGCGUCUUUCGUUUUGCAUCCUGGAGUAAUCAUGACAGAGUUGGCUCGAGGUGCUACAGAUGACCAGAUAGACGCCGUCAAUAAACAGCCCAUUGUGCGUAAGACGCUAUCCCAGGGCUCUUCUACGACGUUGGUUGCGGCACUGGAUCCCAAACUCACUGACAACUUGAGCACGCAAGAGCCAUUAGUGUUCUUAGCGGAUUGCCAGUUAGUCAAGUUGCCUCCUAAGAGUUCGUCCAAGGAGAAUGCUGACAGGCUGUGGGAUUUGUCGGAGGAGCUGACCAAGGAGAAAUUCUCCUGGUAA